GUAUGUAAAAAUGUAAGCACGAAUUCAUCCUCAGCACGUGGUGAGACUUUGCCAUCCGCGAAUAUCAAACUCGCUCAGAUUUCCAUGUGUUGGAUUUUUCAGUUUCAUCUCUAUUUUUAAGAAAUAAUGUUGCUACUAAAUUUCUACAAUUAAAUAGUGCAUAAUUAUCGAAUUUUUGUGAUACCAAGAUUUUCAAGAACAUUUAGUGAAAGUGUCAACAUGAAAGUUCAGGAGCUCAAGAUGAUCUCCCACGAUAACAGCCACCUAAAGAAGAACAAGUCAGACACGGUCCAGAAGAAACGGUCGGAUCCUGAGAGAAUUGUUGUUCAAAGGAAAACUCGUUCUAAUUUUAUACCCAAAAUUGAUCCUGAACUUUUAAAUUUAACGAGCAGCAGCAGCAGCAGGAAAUUAUCGUCUCGUUCCACUUCCGCCUUGUACUCGUCCCCCUCUUGCAAACUGUCCCUGCUCGACAACCCCACGUCCGACCCCACCCCGCUCCUCGGUCGCAGAAGGGUCGCCGCCGCCAAGAAAAAGGCCCGCGCCGCGACGAAAGGGCCGCUCUGGUUCGGCAUGAAGGCCCCCGAAAUGACGGAGGAGAGGAAGAACGACCUGGCGGCGAUGAAGCUGCGGGGGGCGCUGGACACGAAGUCCUUCUACAAACGCAACUCCUCCCUCGCCGCCCACCCCAAACACUUCCAAAUCGGAAAAAUCGUCGAGACCAAGGCCGACUUUUACAACUCGAGACUCACAAAGAAACAGAGGAAGGCAACCAUUGCGGAAGAGUUUAUGGCAGAGCUGAACGGUUAGGUUUAAUUUGGAGGGGAAUUAACUGGUUGAUUAAUUAAUUGAUUAAUUAUUUAAUAAUUAAAUUUGAGGUUGGUUAACUACUGCUGGAUUAAGGGUUCAGGUCAUUGAAAUUCGUGUAGAAGUGAAACACUACAUUUUAUUUAGGUCUAUAUAUCAAUGUAAAUACAGAUUGCGACGUGUUAAUUUUUAAUGAUAUCAAGCAUUAAAUUAAUUAUAACAAUCAUUAAUUAGUUGCAAAUUGUAUUUUAUUAACAAUUUUUAUGCAAUGUUUUGUAAAUAAAUAACUGUUACAUUCUUUGGUCUCACAA
This is a messenger RNA of Folsomia candida, 1115 nucleotides long. RefSeq names its product deoxynucleotidyltransferase terminal-interacting protein 2. Gene Ontology annotation, molecular function: RNA binding. Lineage: Eukaryota; Metazoa; Arthropoda; Collembola; Entomobryomorpha; Isotomidae. Gene Ontology annotation, cellular component: nucleolus. The record is from RefSeq and is a predicted model, not a curated record. Gene Ontology annotation, biological process: RNA processing. The transcript is spliced from 3 exons. The coding region runs from base 220 to 807 and encodes 195 amino acids.